Symbiodinium necroappetens is the source of this 729-nucleotide messenger RNA. Lineage: Eukaryota; Dinophyceae; Suessiales; Symbiodiniaceae. The record is from the annotation of a GenBank genome assembly.
GUCCCAGCAGUCCCAGCACUCCCCACGGCCGGGUUGCUACAAGCUUUGGCACCGAAAAGAGGCGUGCCACCCCCGGUCAGAGGGCCUGCGCCGCUGGGAGUUCCCAAGCAGCAGCUGGAGGCAAUGGCCAAGCGCUUGGCCAUGGAGGCGCAGGUGUCUGCAGCCAGUACGCCUGCGAAUAAGAAGGGCCGCGCCCUGGCAAGGUCCUCCGAUCCGCCCGUGCGCGGCAGCGGCAGCUCCGGCUUCGCCGAGCGGGCCCAGCGCCGUGGCAACAACCCCGAGUGUUUCCGGAAGCCGGAGGCCCAGGCGAAGCGUUUGAGCCACGUGAGCCACGCCACCACGCCUUCUUGGCGGUCCAGGAACAAGUGGUGCCGCAAACAUGCACAACACUCAAGCAGCACCUUCGACAUUUUGCCGUUUGCAGUGCUGGAGCCGCGAAUUCUAUGCAGCACGAAUGCGGGCACAGAUAAGGGCUCAAUUUCAAUCAAGUCCCUCCCAUCCACUGGGACAUCGGAGAUGGCUUGCAAGCCCGCAAUGAUGGCAGAGUCCAUCAGGCCACGGCUGUCGCCGUUGCUGGAAGCUCGCUGGGCCGUUUUGGCCGUCUCGCUUUACGAGGGCUCGGGCCACUUUGGGAGCAUUGUUGUUGAGGAGCAGCGUUACCAGAGAGUCCCACAGAGCGAGCUGGAGCGGCUGGAUCGGAUUGAUCCUGAGGUCGACGAGGUGCUCUAA